AUGCUGCCAAGCAGGGAGAGGAGGCGCAUGAUGGAUCCCGUCCCGCUGCUGCUGGCCGUGGCCGCAGCCCUGCCGCUCUGCUGCGCGCUCUACUCCGGGCCCCUGCAGCCCGAGAUCUCCAACGGCACCUUCCACCACUUUUUCGUGCCGGACGGGGACUACGAGGAGACGGUGGACCCGGAGCAGUGCCAGAUGCUGUUCAAGUUCUCCGACGCGUCCCCCUGCGGGGGCUGGGAGCAGGGGGACGCGGCGGUGCGGGAGGAGCUGGUCCUCAGCAGGCUGCAGGCGGAGGAAGCGGCGCGGCUCCUGGAGGGCAUCGGCCGGACCGUGGCGCACGACCUGGACGGAGAGGACGGCUACGGGACGUUCCUCCGGCGGGAGAUCUCCCAGAUCAGCGAGGCCUUCUCCAGCGUGGACAAGUCUCUGCUGGAGCUGGAGGCCAAGUUCAAGCAGAGCCAAGAAACCGAGCUGCAGGAGGAGCAGCAGCUGAACGGCCACGUGCUGAGGCAAGCGGGGGACGUCAGGGACGCGCUGAGGGAGACCACCGACGUGUCCCUGGGGCUCAGAGACAGACACGAGCUGCUGUCCCUCAUCAUCCGCAGCCACGGCACCAGGCUGAGCCGCCUGAAGACCGAGUACCUGAACGUUGGCUCCUAA
Molecule: messenger RNA, 657 nt
Organism: Menidia menidia (Atlantic silverside)
Lineage: Eukaryota; Metazoa; Chordata; Actinopteri; Atheriniformes; Atherinopsidae
Source: the annotation of a GenBank genome assembly